This is a messenger RNA of Canis lupus familiaris (dog), 1497 nucleotides long. RefSeq names its product calcium binding tyrosine phosphorylation regulated (gene CABYR). The coding region runs from base 1 to 1497 and encodes 498 amino acids. NCBI's taxonomy places the organism in Eukaryota, Metazoa, Chordata, Mammalia, Carnivora, Canidae. Gene Ontology annotation, biological process: sperm capacitation. The transcript has 4 exons. The record is from RefSeq and is marked provisional. Gene Ontology annotation, cellular component: cytoplasm; sperm fibrous sheath. Gene Ontology annotation, molecular function: calcium ion binding.
AUGAUUUCUUCAAAGCCCAGACUUGUCGUACCUUAUGGCCUCAAGACUCUGCUCGAGGGAGUCAGCAGAGCCAUUCUUAAAAUUAAUCCACCAAACAUCACCCAGUUCGCAGCAGUUUAUUUUAAAGAACUUAUUGUAUUUAGAGAAGGGAAUACUUCUCUGGAUAUAAAAGAUCUUGUUAAACAAUUUCAUCAGAUUAAAGUAGAGAAGUGGUCAGAAGGAACGACACAAGAGAAGAAACCAGAAUGUAUGGAAGAACAGGUAGAAACAUCUGUAGUUUCCCAAGAACCUACACGGAUGGAGAAAUCUACGGACACAGAGGAGGACAAUAUAGCUGAACCACUGUUAAUGAACAAAACCACUCAGUUCCCAUCAGUUCACGCAGAGGUGCUCCUGGAGCCCGAGGAGACCCCCGAAGCAGCCUGUGGUGGCAGCCCGAAACCAUCUACCCCUAAGGCUGUGACCCCACCCUCCUCACCAUCUCCAGCACCUGUCUCACAAGAGUUUGCUUAUGUGCCAGCUGACCCAGCUCAGUUUGCUGCUCAGAUGUUAGGUAAUGUUUCAUCUACUCAUUCUGAUCAGUCUGACGUUUUAAUGGUGGAUGUGGCAACAAGUAUGCCUGUUUUUUCUGAGGAGGUGCUGAGUUCAGAGGCUGCCGAAGAUGCCAAGGUGGCCAUUCCCACUGUGUAUUCCGCAGAGGUUGUAGCCCUGCAGGUUCUGAGCCAAACAUCUGUCCAUGUAGAUUUGGGUCCUAAACCUAAAGACGAUGAAGCUGAACCAACAACGGCUUCCUCCUUCCCCUUGCAGGAUGAACAAGACCCUCCUGCUUACGAUCAAGCUCCCGAGGUCCCUUUGCAGGCUGAUAUUGAGGUCAUAUCAUUCGUUCAUGUUUCAUCCAUCUAUAACAAUGAGCCUGUGACUGAAGGAGUUACUUAUGUCGAGCAAAUACCAGAACACAUAGUUAUCCCUUUUACCGAUCACGUUGCUUCCCUUAAAGAAAAUGAGCCACCAGAUAGUCCCAUACCUGUAGCACGCGACACAGGCAUGUCUGAAAAAACCGUAGGUUCUGUAAGUCUUGCACAGUUGGAGGUGGAAUCACACUAUUCCUCAGUACAUAUGGAGGCAGAAGCAUCAGUUCUGUUCUCUGACACCUCUUUGAAAGGUCAGCCUGCACAAUUCCCGGAUGCAGGGGGCUCCACCAAAGCAGUCGGCUCUGAAAAACCACUGCAUCUUGAAGUGGAGUUCACUGCCCUAGUUCCUGGCAACUCGGGGCAGGAGGAGUCCCAGGGAAGCUCUGCAGCCCAGGAGAUGGAGGGCAAACUCGUGCUCUCUGGGGAAGCUGCUACAGCAGUGCUCUCGGCUGCAUCUGUAAGGGCAGCUGGUGGUAGCCCCACUCCUGUUCCAGAAGGUCUUACUGAACCUGAGCUCGAACCAGAACUGGAAGCAGCACUUGAACAAGGUUUGAUGAAGCCAGAUGCUGAAACCACCACCGUCUGA